AUGAGAGAUGAGAUGGAUAAAGUCUGGGAGAGAGGAGAGGGGAGAAAGGAAGAGGUGAGAGGAGAUAGAGAAAGGAGAAAGAUGAGAAAGACAGCCCAGAGAGAGAGAGGGAGGAAAGAUGAAUGGGAGAAAAGAUGGGGAGAGAGAGAUGAGAAACAGGAGACAAGAGGGGGACAAAAUGGAGAGAGAGAGAGAAAGAUGUCUGGAGGAGAGGAGAGGGAGAAAGAUGUCAAAGGGAGAGAGAUGAGAGAGAUAAAGAUGAAAGACGAGACCGAGGUGAGAGAGAUGAGGAUGGGAAAAGAUAAACAGAGACGGAGAGAUGGAAGAAAGAGGAAAGACAAAUGGGAGGGGAGAGAGAUGAGAUGGAGAGAGGGGAAGAUAAACAGGGGGAGGGAGAGAGAGGGAAGAAAGAGAAAUGGGGAGAAAGAGAGAUGA
Molecule: messenger RNA, 435 nt
Organism: Haliotis rubra (blacklip abalone)
Lineage: Eukaryota; Metazoa; Mollusca; Gastropoda; Lepetellida; Haliotidae
Product: high mobility group nucleosome-binding domain-containing protein 5-like
Exons: 1
Coding region: 1-435 (144 amino acids)
Source: RefSeq, a predicted model, not a curated record